AUGGGGAUACAUGGAUUACUGCAGUUUAUCAAAGAAGCUUCUGAACCCAUCCACGUGAGGAAGUAUAAAGGACAGGUAGUAGCUGUGGAUACAUAUUGCUGGCUGCACAAAGGAGCUAUUGCUUGUGCUGAGAAACUAGCCAGAGGUGAACCUACUGAUAAGUAUGUAGGAUUUUGUAUGAAAUUUGUAAAUAUGUUACUCUCUCAUGGGAUCAAGCCUAUUCUCGUAUUUGAUGGAUGUACUUUACCUUCUAAAAAGGAAGUGGAAAAGUCUAGAAGGGAAAGACGACAAGCCAAUCUUCUUAAGGGAAAGCAGCUUCUUCGUGAGGGCAAAGUCUCAGAAGCCAGAGAAUGUUUUACCCGUUCUAUCAAUAUCACACAUGUGAUGGCCCACAAAGUCAUUAAAGCUGCUCGGUCCCAGGGAGUAGAUUGUCUCGUGGCUCCGUACGAAGCAGACGCACAGUUGGCCUAUCUUAACAAAACGGGUAUUGUACAAGCUAUAAUCACAGAGGACUCUGACCUCCUCGCUUUUGGCUGUAAAAAGGUGAUUUUAAAAAUGGACCAGUUUGGAAAUGGACUAGAGAUUGACCAGGUGCGGCUGGGCAUGUGCAGACAGCUUGGGGACGUGUUCACAGAGGAGAAGUUCCGCUAUAUGUGCAUUCUCUCGGGCUGUGACUACCUCUCCUCGCUGCGUGGGAUUGGCUUAGCAAAGGCCUGCAAAGUGCUAAGACUGGCCAAUAAUCCAGACAUCGUGAAGGUUAUCAAGAAAAUCGGACACUAUCUUAAGAUGAACAUAACAGUACCAGAAGAUUACAUCAAAGGAUUUAUUCGAGCCAACAAUACCUUCCUUUAUCAGCUAGUUUUUGAUCCCAUCAAAAGGAAACUCAUCCCUCUGAAUGCUUACGAAGAUGACAUUGAUCCUGAAACACUAAGCUACGCUGGGCAGUAUUUUGAUGAUUCCAUAGCUCUUCAAAUAGCCCUUGGAAAUAAAGAUAUAAACACUUUUGAACAGAUUGAUGACUACAAUCCAGACACUGCUACGCCUGCCCAAUCAAGAAGUCAGAGUUGGAAUGACAAAACAUGUCAGAAGUCAUCUAAUGUUAAUAGCAUUUGGCAUAGGAAUUACUGCCCUAGACUUGAGCUGGAUGUUGUUUCAAAUGCUACAAGAUUGAAGGAAAAUCCGAGUACUGUGGGCAUUGAACAAGUGAUCAGUAUUAAAGGGUUAAAUCUUCCAAGGAAGUCAUCCAUUGUGAAAAGACCAAGAAAUGAAGAGCUGUCAGAAGACGACCUGUUGAGUCAGUAUUCCCUUUCAUUUACAAAGAAGACCAAGAGAAAUAACUGUGAAGGUCCUAAAUCCUUGAACUCUUCUGAAAUGCUCAUGCCUGACGUGGUGGAUGGAAGUACUGUUAGAAAAAACGGGAGCGCAACACUUACGACUAGAAAUAAAUUUGCGGCGUUUUUACAGAGAAAAAAUGAAGACAGCGGUGCAGUUGUGGUCCCAGGGACCAGAAGCAGGUACAGUUUUUUUUGCAGUGCUCUGGAUUCUGCCGACUGUGUGUCGGUGGAAGCAGGCAGCCAGCCCCUAGAGGAAGGUGCUGUCACGGAGAAAGAGACCAGUCUAAGUGAGUCAGAUUGCGUAGAUGGCCAGAAGACGGCUGGGUUGGACGUAGCUCGUAGCUCAGGUGAUCCGACUGCAGGCAAUGGAGCCGUGAUGACUGACAGUGAGUCUCAGUCUUCUGAGACCAGCAGGUUCACCAGGACCAUUUCACCACCCACUCUGGGCACACUCAGAAAUUGUUUUAGUUGGUCUGGGAGUCUUGGAGACUUUUCACGAACUCCAAGCCCUUCGCCAAGCUCUUCUCCACGCACAGUGUUGCAGCAGUUCCAGAGACGGGCUGACCCCUCUGCGGCCCCGCCUGGCCAGAGGGAAGUGUCCCAUGUGUCUCAGUUAAAGAGCGAUGGGUCAGGUGAUGAAGAGCCUCCCUUAUGGCCAGUGGGGUCCUCUCCACAGUCUCAGGAAAGCGCAGAAUUAUUGCCACACAAUUUGAAUGCAUCAAAACUUUCUCAGCCUUCUAGUAAGGAUUCGGAUUCAGAGGAAUCUGACUGCAAUAUGAAGUCACUUGAUAAUCAAGGUAAUCCGAAAUCCAAGCUACGUUUAUCUCAGUUUUUGAAAAAAGACACACUUCUAAGAAACAAGGUUCCUGGGCUGUAUAAAUCUAGUUCUGUGGACAAUCUUUCUACAACCAGGAUCAAGCCUCUAGUUCCUGCCCGAGUCAGUGGGCUCAGCAAGAAGCCAUCGAGCAUCCAGAAGAGGAAUCAUCAUAAUGCUGAGAACAGGCCAGGAUUACAGAUAAAAAUCAAUGAGCUCUGGAAAAAUUUUGGAUUUAAAAAAGAUUCUGAAAAGCUGCCUUCUUGUAAGAAGCCAGAUCCCCUGUCGCCAGUCAAAGAUAACAUCCAACUAACUCCAGAAGCAGAAGAGGAUAUAUUUAACAAAUCUGAAUGCCUGCGUGUUCAGAGAGCAAUAUUCCAAUAAAUGCAGACAGCUGGGAAGCUAUUGCCUGCAAGAGAAUAUCAAUUUGAAGUGCUGUUUGGG
Neomonachus schauinslandi (Hawaiian monk seal) is the source of this 2592-nucleotide messenger RNA. It is a transcript of the gene EXO1, whose product is annotated as exonuclease 1. Gene Ontology annotation, biological process: mismatch repair; DNA recombination. The record is from RefSeq and is a predicted model, not a curated record. Gene Ontology annotation, cellular component: nucleus. The transcript is spliced from 13 exons. Lineage: Eukaryota; Metazoa; Chordata; Mammalia; Carnivora; Phocidae. Gene Ontology annotation, molecular function: 5'-flap endonuclease activity; 5'-3' DNA exonuclease activity; DNA binding. The coding region runs from base 1 to 2532 and encodes 843 amino acids.